Molecule: messenger RNA, 2097 nt
Organism: Cordyceps militaris CM01
Lineage: Eukaryota; Fungi; Ascomycota; Sordariomycetes; Hypocreales; Cordycipitaceae
Product: peroxisomal membrane protein Pex17
Exons: 1
Coding region: 1-2097 (698 amino acids)
Source: RefSeq, a predicted model, not a curated record
AUGCCUGCCGACCGGCUUCUCAAUACGCUCCUGCAGCACUACCAGGACGUGCACGACGAACCCAAGUCGGAACAAAUUCUCGGCACCACCGUCCACCUGCUCACUCAUCUCUCCAACCCGCUUAAUCUCGGCGUCCUCACCUCUCAGCUACUCACAGCGCCCGCCAUCUGGCAGCGGCCCGGCUUCGACUUAUCACACGCAUUGCGCGUUGUCAGCAUCUACAACACCGCUGCCCUCCGCGUCAGCCGGGACGCCGCUGAAGCCCUCGAGAGGAAGAACAAGUCCGACGGUUUCGUGCGCCCCCCGGCGGGACAGGAUCGCGAGAGCGGCGGUCUGAAGCCCGAUGACUGGGCGCGCGCCGUUGUAAAGGGCGCCGAUGACCGCUCCGAGCGCUGGCAGCAUUUGCUCGUGCUGACGGGCGUGCUUAUAGGCUUUGAGGGCAACGACCGCCGCACGCUGUCUCGCGGCCUGCGCAGCACCCUGCAGCAGGCCGUCGUCGUAGCGGCCAACUUGGCGCUACAGUCGCACGCCGACGACGGCCCGAUCGCCGAGGCUGCCAUCGUCAUGGCCCUCAACUACGCCUUCCCACUGUUGUCGGAGUACCAUCAGGCACAGCUCGACUGCGACGUGCUGUUGCCCGUCCUGCUCUGGGCCAUGCUGCGCGAGGGCUGCAACGACGGCCUCUUUCUGCAGGAGAUUGCGCGCGACGUGACCCAGGCCGUCGGCGGCGCCGGCGCGUGUAGCUGGCCGCAGCACGCGCCCUCCUUUGCCGUACUCGUCGAGAUGGACCGGCGACCCGUCAUGAGCAACAUGGGACCCCUGGCAAAAAUGGCGGCCUUUGCAGCGACACACACUACGGACACCAACAUUGUGCUGCAGGCCCAGGAUGACCUGGUUCUGUUCUCUCACAAGCUGCUCGACGCCUGGGCCAAGAACCGCCUCAGUAGCGUUGAGUUCGGCCUAGCGAGCGCCGCGCUCACCCCUGAGACACUACAGGCAACCUGGCCGGUCCUCUGGCAGGUCCUACGGAAAGUCAUGUUUGGCAUCGUGGCCACGUUGCAAGCCAUUGUAUCGCGGAGCCUUCUCGACCGGCAAAUGCUGCACGAAGCAGUCGCCCCGGUCAUCGUGGCCAAGUCGCUGCAAAUACUGCGCAACAUUUCCUUUAUAUCCUCGGUCAACGGCAACGACUCGUUUCAAGUGUACACAUUCACAUAUCUCACGUCGCUUGACGUCAUCUGCAGGAGCGGUGCGGCCUGCGAAAACUUCUUGGCCGACUUUCGACCCGCAGAAGGCCUUUCAGUGCCGUCGGCGCACCUGCAAAGGACGCUGGACCUCUACUACCUCAAUGUCGCAGAGCAUAUGCCUCUUUCUCUUACGACAGAAGCGGCUGAUGCUCUUAUCAUUAAGCCAGCAACAUUGUACCUGGGCUUUGACGGCGCGGCGUCUCCGACCAUGCUCCAAAUAUUCGAGUCCGCCCACAGCGCCGUCCUGUCAGUACUCUCGUGUCCCCAACACAGUGCGCUCACAAUCCAGCUCGCGCCAUUUUACAUUGUGAAGCUUUUCGAGUCGUUCCCGGUCCGGAUCUCGCCGCGGCAGUUCCGCGUGGCCUUCAAGACAGUCAUGCAGAUGGUGUCGCCGCCCUUUGCGAUCGCGGCGCAGGAGCCCCUGCUCGGCGAGACGUUGCUCGAGAUGCUGCUCGGCGCCAUCACCACUGCAUCCACCUUGCCAUUGGCCCCUGACGAGACGGCGCAGGCGGCCUCAGCCGAGAGUGGCGAGACCUUGCAGUCGGCACAGAGCGCGCUCGUGCUGGCCCUCAUCGACGCCCUGCCGUUUCUGCCGCUGCCGCUUGUGGAGGAGUGGAUGACGGUCGCUGCGCAGACGCUCAACGAGAUUGUGGACCCCAGGGUGCGCAGGCCCGUUAUGGAGCGUUUCUGGGACAUUCUCAUCAACGGCGAGAUGGACGUGGAGCGGUCCGCGAUUGGCGUUGCAUGGUGGGGAACCAAGGGUGGACGGGAGUUGGUGCUCUCUGGAGAAGCCAGGCCCGCGGAGCUGCCUAUGAUGAGCGGUGCGCUCAUGCCAGCGGAGAGCAAGCUUUAA